Messenger RNA from Stylophora pistillata, 1333 nucleotides. Its product is annotated as C-type lectin domain family 4 member D-like. NCBI's taxonomy places the organism in Eukaryota, Metazoa, Cnidaria, Anthozoa, Scleractinia, Pocilloporidae. The record is from RefSeq and is a predicted model, not a curated record.
GACGUGACAUCCAACGAACAAAGACCUGAAGACAGCCUGUCAGGGAAACGUCAUUCAGACCCAACAAUUAGUUCAAAUGAAAGACAGGCGUGAUAUAAUCCAUGCAUGAUAUACCUUCAAUAGAUUGUUUCGUCUAACAAGCAGUCAUGGCUACGCAGAAAACAGCUGCAGCUGUGUUGUUGAUGCUAAUGGCAACUACGGCUCGUCUUUUCGCCGAAGGCUACUCCAGAAAUGAGUUUGAGAGGUUUUAGUCUAGUUAAGAAGUAAAGGAAGUCUUAUAACAAGCUGCAAAGAUUAUUACUUAGUGCAACAGAACAAGAUAUGGCUUCGAAGGCGACAGUUGUAUUGUUAUUCCUGUUGGGUAAUGCACGUUUUUCCGCCGAAGACAACGCCAAAUUUUCGGCUCGUUUUUCCUUUUUUGAAAAUAAGAGGCUGAAAGGAUAUGUUGCUAGACGGUUUGAUUCACGCAGAUUGUUAUCAUGCGGUCAGCAAUGUCUCAAAAAAACCUGGUGUACUUCCAUCAACUUCAAGUUUUCCACAAAGAGGAAAGACGAAGGAACUUGUGAACUGAACAAGCACGAGAUGUCCAUCGUUGACGAAAACAACAAUUUUUCUGACGACAAAGGAACGACUUUCUCGCUGUUACAUAGGGUUUGUGAAAAAGGAUGGGUUCUCCAUGCUCGAUCAUGUUACCUUGUCCUCGACGCCCCAACGCAGAGUUGGACUGAAGCCCGCAGGAUUUGCAAGAGCCAUGGGGGAGAUCUACCAGUAAUCAGAUCUGCCGAUGAGAACAAAUUCAUACGCAAGUCGGUGCAAGACUUGCGUGUAUGGAUUGGACUUUACAGAAAAUCGGAAAAUGAGUUUUAUUGGAUUGACGACACUCCUGUGACAAGCCAAUUUUCUUCAUGGGCAAAAAGAGAACCGAGCGAUAAAGAGAAUGAGGAAUGUGUAUAUAUGUAUGCCGGAAAGGAUCCUAAAUUUGGAAAGUGGAAUGACGCCCCCUGCGACUUUCCGCGUAAGUUAAAGAUUGCGGCACCUUCAACUAUUUGCCAGAGGGGCCUAUUUUGAUUCAACUCAUCCACUGACCCCAUCUUAGCGUUGCGUAGAUCUGUUGUAACUUUUGUUAAAAGCGUCGAAAUGGAGAGAUUAAGAACGAUUUAAGAUGCACUUUGAUCUGAGUAAAUGGACUUGGCCCUCGUUGGCCUUUGUGAAGUUUCACUCGUAGGUUUUCUUUUUGUAUCAUUGAUGAUUUGGUAUGUAGAGUUCCAAACACAGCUGUAACUUAUUAUUGUUACCGCGAAGUUAAGAAAUAGGCAGUCUGUGAGUGCAUGUA